Molecule: messenger RNA, 3652 nt
Organism: Thunnus maccoyii (southern bluefin tuna)
Lineage: Eukaryota; Metazoa; Chordata; Actinopteri; Scombriformes; Scombridae
Gene: vps51
Product: VPS51 subunit of GARP complex
Exons: 11
Coding region: 268-2760 (830 amino acids)
Biological process (GO): retrograde transport, endosome to Golgi; Golgi organization; Golgi vesicle transport
Cellular component (GO): GARP complex; membrane; EARP complex
Source: RefSeq, a predicted model, not a curated record
AACACCGGAUAGGCUACAAAUCCGGAAACUUAACGUCCUCAAACUGUCUGCCUGUGUUUGAGGAAAAAUAUGACAUUUUCCAAUGCAUUAUUCUAAAAAGACUUGUUAUUUAGAGCAGACAGCUGAGCUUCGUGGACACUGGGCUGUUACUGUGCAGCAAGAGGUUAACUUUGAAGUUUUCAGGCGGUGGUUGUGAGUUGGGACACCCGUCAUCCUUUUGUUUACCGUCAUUUUAUUCGUACAUUUGUCAGCUGGCCGCAGUUCAAUAUGGACAGUGAGACGGACGGCGGGCCCGAGAGGAGGCGCAGGGUGCACGGCAUGUUGAAGCUCUACUACGGGCUAAACGAAGAAGGAAAGGCCCCGGAGCAGCCGGAGUCCCUGGAUCCCUGCGAUAUCAAUGGGCCGCAUUUUGAACCGGAGCUCUACCUCAACAAGCUUAGAAGAGAGUGCUCUCUUGCAGAGUUGAUGGAUCAGGAGACCUGCAUGGUCAAGCAGAUCCGUUCUUUGGACAGUGACAUGCAGACGCUGGUGUAUGAAAACUACAACAAGUUCAUAUCUGCUACAGACACCAUAAGAAAGAUGAAGAACGAUUUCAAAAAGAUGGAGGAUGAAAUGGAUUGCCUGUCUGCUAACAUGGCGGCAAUCACUGAGUUCAGUGCUAGUAUCAGCGGUACUCUUCAAGACCAGCACACACAGAUUACAAAACUCUCAGGGGUUCACACACUGUUAAGGAAGCUGCAGUUUCUGUUUGAGCUGCCUGCAAGAUUGAAUAAGUGUCUGGAGCUGCAGGCCUAUGCUCAGGCGGUGAGCUCCCACCGCCGUGCCCGCUGUGUGCUGCAGCAGUACAGUCACCUGCCCUCCUUCAAGGGAAUUCAGGAUGACUGUCACGCCAUCAUGGACAAGCUGGCCCAGGAGCUUCGACAGAAGUUCAGGGAUGGUGGGUCAAGCUCCAAAGAUUUAUCAGAGUGUGUAGAGCUGCUGCUACAGCUGGAUGAGCCAGCGGAAGAGCUCUGUGAUAAGUUCCUGAGCCAUGCGCGAUCUCGGCUUGAGUUGGACCUCCAGGGCCUGGAAGCAGAGAUAAGACCGUACCCAUCUGCUCCAGCCGUGAAAGAUGCUUCUGCACACAGGCCGUCUACUACAUCUACUGCAGCUGCUGGAACUCCGACUGAUAAUUCUCCUAAAACAAGCACUCUACUGUCUCCCACCUCAAACACUGACAUCCUGGAAUUCAUUGACAGAGGCUGCAAUGAAUUUGUCAGCAGCUUAUGUUUAGUCAUUGCAUCUUACCAAGAGCUUUUUAUCAACCAUGCUCAGACAGGCGAGCUAGCAUCCAAAAACAUUCCUCAGAUGGCAACUGGCAAGCUGCAUGCCUUCGUGGAUGAUCUGGCUGCUCGGUAUUUCUCGCUCGUGGAGCGGAGGAUACAAGAGGAGAAAGGGGUCGGCGAUAACUCCCUCUUGGUCCGCGCCCUGGACCGCUUCCACCGCAGGCUUCAGGCCGUGGCCAAACUUCUGCCAGGCUCUGCUGUGCCAAACCAGGGAACUGAGAUUGUGGUGCGUGCAGCAACAGAGCGAGUCAAGCAGUACCUCUCCGCUCUGCAGAGCUUCUACAUGGACAGCUUGACAGACGUGAGGCAGGCCCUGGCGACACCUCGGCUCUCUGUGGCUGGUGCUUCUGUGGCUGGAAGUGGAGCCCUUUUAGGGGGGGCGACCAGCGGCAGAGAUGCUCCCACCAGCCUCCCAGAGCUGCUCUCCUCCCUGUCUGCCUCUAUUCUCAAUCAGAUUAAGUCAGUGUUGGCAUCAGUGCAUCUCUUCACAGCUAAGGACAUUACAUUCUCCAACAAACCGUACUUUAAGGGUGAAUUCUGCAGCCAGGGUGUACGUGAGAGCUUGGUGGUGAGCUUCAUAAAGUUUGUGUGCCAGUCUUCUCGCCAGUUUUGCGAGAGUGCGGGAGACAAGGGAGGUUCCACUCCUCCGGCCCUGCUGUUGCUGCUGUCUCGCCUCUGCUUGGACUAUGAAACCUCUACUAUCUCCUACAUACUCACUCUCACAGAUGAACAGUUCCUUGUGCAGCACCACAACCCUGUAACACCCGUCACAACUUUAUGUGCAGAAGCCAGGGAGGCGGCACAGAAACUACUGAACCAUUACGUCAAGGUUCAGGGCCUGAUUAUCUCCCAGAUGCUGAGAAAAAGCGUAGAAACACGAGACUGGGUCAACACCAUUGAACCACGAAAUGUCCGUGCUGUGAUGAAGAGAGUAGUAGAGGACACCACCUCCAUUGAUGUGCAGGUGGGUCUUUUGUAUGAAGAAGGUGUGAGGAAAGCACACAGCAGUGACUCCAGUAAAAGGACUUUCUCUGUCUACAGCAGCUCGAGGCAGCAGGCCCGCUACGCUGCCAGCUACACACCAAGUGCUCCCAUGGAUACUAAUCUACUGAGCAACAUACACAAGCUGUUUUCUGAGAGGAUUGACAUCUUCAGCUCAGUGGAGUUCAACAAGGUGUCCGUCAUGACAGGAAUCAUCAAAAUCAGCUUAAAGACGUUCCUGGAGUGUGUCCGACUGCGCACUUUUGGCCGUUACGGGCUGCAGCAGAUCCAGGUUGACUGUCACUACCUGCAGAUGUACCUGUGGCGGUUCGUCUCCGAUGAGAACCUUGUACACUUCCUGCUGGAUGAGAUAGUGGGGAGCUCUGCCCACCGCUGCCUGGAUCCUGCCCCGAUGGAGCAGAGUGUGAUCGAAGUAAUCUGUGAACGAGGUUGAAGGUUCAAAGUGCAGCAGGGCAGAUAGUCCGCUCAAAACACUGUGUCACAAAGAAGACAGAAUUACAGGAUAUAAUGGUUUAUCAAACACUGGAAUUGUUCUGUUACUCAUUUACUAUUAAUUGUUAAAUUUAUUGAUUCUUUAUCGAUCUAUCUACAUGGUCUAAAAUAAUACUGUAAAAACAUUGUUGGAGAUCUCAAUACUUCCGUCACAAGUCAGCUGAACCCCAAUCAUUAAAGUGUGAGGCAUAGUGAUAGCACUUUUACUAUUGUAAAAAUAUAAAUGACUGUUCUGACACUAAAAACAACAGAAUCACUCGACUGUUUUGUUGUCAAGAAGAAUGUCAGAUUGAUUGACUGACAGUGAAUUAAAGUGAACAUCUACAUUACAUUCCAGGUACUUUCUACACAAACUCCACAUGAGCUUCUACUACUUGGGUUUGAUAUUAUAGUUGUCAUUUACAAACCAUGAAAUAUUUAUUCUCUGAAGUCAUUGUGGAUAAUCUCACAGACCCUUAAGAAGGCAACAGAAGGUGUCAAAAGCAAGAAGAAACUCAUCUAUCUACUAAGAUACAUGUACUUAACUUUUUUAGUUCAUGUUCCCCUUAAAGGAAAGGUGUUCAAUGUGAGUACUAAAUAUAAUAGAAUAUGAAUUACUGGUGAGUGUCCUGGAAUUCUCGUGUAUUAAUAAAUCCAUUUGCUGAAUCUGCUAUCUGAAUGUCAUCUGAUUAUGUAAUCUAUUUCUAACACUACAGCAGACUUACUGCAUAUAAUGUAGUUGCCUUCAAUCUUAAUUGAUUCUCUGUCUUCUGCUUUGUCUUGCACAGAUAAACUGUAUGUUUAGGAAUGGUUUAAAUGUAUAUGUCUGCAAUAAAAGUGUAUGAAUGCAAGAA